This is a messenger RNA of Pyrgilauda ruficollis (rufous-necked snowfinch), 1146 nucleotides long. It is a transcript of the gene GASK1A, whose product is annotated as golgi associated kinase 1A. The coding region runs from base 1 to 1146 and encodes 381 amino acids. The transcript has 5 exons. Gene Ontology annotation, cellular component: Golgi apparatus. The record is from RefSeq and is a predicted model, not a curated record. NCBI's taxonomy places the organism in Eukaryota, Metazoa, Chordata, Aves, Passeriformes, Passeridae.
AUGAAGCCCCCAGCCCCAGCGGCUGUCGGGGUGCUGCUGGCCCUGGCCCUGCUGGCUCUCAUCCACCUGCCCCCACCCCCGGACCACUCCCUGCUCCCGCUGCCGGCCUCGUCCCCGCCAGGGCCUCCGAGGGAGGCGGCUGCCGCCCUGAGGCUGGAGAGGGACACUCCCCCUUGGCUCUCUGCUGACGACCUCCAGAAGAUGUGGCUGCUGUCCAGCGGGCAGGUGAUCUCCAAAACCCGUGUCCCUGCCCACGGGCAGAUCAUGCGAGUGAGGCUGCGUGCUGUGGGGGAUGCCACGGGAGAUGCCAAGGAGGACGUCUUGGCAGCCAGCCCGGAAGGAGACUGCCAGGAUGGGCGCUGUGGGCUCAUCAAGCGCCCCGGGGACCUGUACGAGGUGCUGGCCUUCCACCUGGACAGGGUGCUGGGGCUGAACCGCAGCCUGCCCGCCGUGGCCCGGCGCUUCACCAGCCGCCUCCUGCCCUACAGCUACACAGACGGCGCCCUGCGCCCCAUCAUCUGGUGGGCUCCUGACCUCCAGCACCUGGAGGAUGCCAACAAUGACCAGAACUCCUGUGCCCUGGGGUGGCUGCAGUACCAGGAGAUGCUGCAGCCGCACAGACCGAUGCCGGUGGCCAGGGAUGCUCCCUGCUCCAGCAUCCCACACAGCGAGUGGAGCCGCCUGGCCCUCUUUGACUUCCUUCUCCAGGUUCAUGACCGCCUGGACCGCUACUGCUGUGGGUUUCAGCCUGAUCCCUCUGAGCCCUGCGUGGAGGAGAUGCUCCACGAGAAAUGCCGGAAUCCAGCAGAGCUGGUCCUGGUCCACAUCCUGGUCCGGAGGAGCGCGCCAUCCCGCCUGGUGUUCAUCGACAACGCGGGCAGGCCACAGCACCCUGAGGAGAAGCUCAACUUCAGGCUCCUGCAAGGCAUAGACAGCUUCCCAGCGGCGGCGGUGGCCACGCUGCGCUCGGGCAGAUUGCAGAGCCUGCUGCUGCAGUCCCUGCGCCUGGACCGGGAGCUCUGGGAGAGCCAGGGGGGCGCCGAGGGGCUGAGACCCCUGCUCCGGACCAUUGACAGGCGAGCACAAAUCCUGCUCCGCCACAUCCAGGAGCACGACCUGACGGUGUUUGAGGACUCGCCGCACUGA